This is a messenger RNA of Penaeus indicus, 2205 nucleotides long. Its product is annotated as elastin-like. Bases 1 to 2205 code for a protein of 734 amino acids. The record is from RefSeq and is a predicted model, not a curated record. The transcript has 3 exons. Lineage: Eukaryota; Metazoa; Arthropoda; Malacostraca; Decapoda; Penaeidae.
AUGUUCGCCAGAAAGAAACGUGGUCGAAGCAAUAAGGCUCGUACAGCACCCAGUAGCCAAAUCCCAUCCUCGUCAGCUGAAGAGAGGGCCCAGUCUGUGAGUCCUCCCACUUUACCUGAAGAUAAGGCUCAGUCCAUCACCCCACCCACUCCAGAUAAAUGUCCGAUAUCCAUUCGGGUUGGGGGACGCGGCGUGACUCUGGGCAUCGUUGGUCUGGGCAUCGUUGGUCUGGGCAUCGUUGGUCUGGGCAUCGCUAGUCUGGGCAUCGCUGGUCUGGGCAUCGCUGGUCUGGGCAUCGCUGGUCUGGGCAUCGCUGGUCUGGGCAUCGCUGAUCCUGGCAUCGCUGGUCCUGGCAUCGUUGGUCUGGGCAUCGCUGGUCAGGGCAUCGCUGGUCUGGGCAUCGAUGGUCUGGGCAUCGCUAGUCUGGGCAUCGCUGGUCUGGGCAUCGCUGAUCCUGGCAUCGCUGGUCCUGGCAUCGUUGGUCUGGGCAUCGCUGGUCAGGGCAUCGCUGGUCUGGGCAUCGCUAGUCUGGGCAUCGCUGGUCUGGGCAUCGUUGGUCUGGGCAUCGCUUGUCUGGGCAUCGCUGGUCUGGGCAUCGCUGGUCUAGGCAUCGCUGGUCUGGGCAUCGCUGGUCUGGGCAUCGCUGGUCUGGGCAUCGCUAGUCUGGGCAUCGAUGGUCUUGGCAUCGCUAGUCUGGGCUUCGAUGGUCUGGGCAUCGCUGGUCUGGGCAUCGCUAGUCUGGGCAUCGAUGGUCUGGGCAUCGCUAGUCUGGGCAUCGCUUGUCUGGGCAUCGCUAGUCUGGGCAUCGCUGGUCCUGGCAUCGCUGGUCUGGGCAUCACUGGUCUUGGCAUCGCUGGUCUGAGCAUACCUGGUCUUGGCAUCGCUGGUCUGGGCAUCGCUGGUCCGGGCAUACCUGGUCCGGGCAUCGCUGGUCUGGGCAUCGCUAGUCUGGGCAUCGCUGGUCUGGGCAUCGAUGGUCUGGGCAUCGCUGGUCUGGGCAUCGCUGGUCUGGGCAUCGCUGGUUUGGCCAUCGCUAGUCUGGGCAUCGCUGGUCCUGGCAUCGUUGGUCUGGGCAUCGCUGGUCAGGGCAUCGCUAGUCUGGGCAUCGCUAGUCUGGGCAUCGCUGGUCUGGGCAUCGCUGGUCUGGGCAUCGCUGGUCUGGGCAUCGCUGGUCUGGGCAUCGCUAGUCUGGGCAUCGCUGGUCUGGGCAUCGCUGGUCUGGGCAUCGCUAGUCUGGGCAUCGAUGGUCUUGGCAUCGAUGGUCUGGGCAUCGCUGGUCUGGGCAUCGGAAGUCUGGACAUCGAUGGUCUUGGCAUCGCUAGUCUGGGCAUCGCUGGUCUGGGCAUCGCUAGUCUGGGCAUCGCUGGUCUGGGCAUCGAUGGUCUUGGCAUCGCUGGUCUGGGCAUCGCUGGUCUGGGCAUCGCUAGUCUGGGCAUCGCUGGUCUGGGCAUCGCUGGUCUGGGCAUCGCUGGUCUGGGCAUCGCUGGUCUGGGCAUCGCUGGUCAGGGCAUCGCUAGUCUGGGCAUCGCUGGUCUGGGCAUCGCUGGUCUGGGCAUCGCUGGUCUGGGCAUCGCUAGUCUGGGCAUCGCUGGUCUGGGCAUCGCUGGUCUGGGCAUCGCUGGUCUGGGCAUCGCUAGUCUGGGCAUCGAUGGUCUUGGCAUCGAUGGUCUGGGCAUCGCUGGUCUGGGCAUCGCUAGUCUGGACAUCGCUGGUCUGGGCAUCGCUGGUCUAGGCAUCGCUAGUCUGGGCAUCGCUGGUCUGGGCAUCGCUGGUCUGGGCAUCGCUAGUCUGGGCAUCGCUGGUCUAGGCAUCGAUGGUCUUGACAUCGCUGGUCUGGGCAUCGCUGGUCUGGGCAUCGCUAGUCUGGGCAUCGCUAGUCUGGGCAUCGCUGGUCUGGGCAUCGCUAGUCUGGGCAUCGAUGGUCUUGGCAUCGCUGGUCUGGGCAUCGCAAGUCUGGGCAUCGCUGGUCUGGGCAUCGCUAGUCUGGGCAUCGCUGGUCUGGGCAUCGCUAGUCUGGGCAUCGCUGGUCUGGGCAUCGCUAGUCUGGGCAUCGCUGGUCUGGGCAUCACUGGUCUGGGCAUCGCUGGUCUGGGCAUCACUGGUCCUGGCAUCGCUGGUCCUGUCAUCUCUGGUCUAGGCAUCGCAUGUCCUGGCAUCGCUUGUCUGGACAUCGAUGGUUUGGGCAUCACCGGUCUGUAUCUCUGA